Anolis carolinensis (green anole) is the source of this 3037-nucleotide messenger RNA. It is a transcript of the gene zbtb49, whose product is annotated as zinc finger and BTB domain containing 49. Bases 568 to 2796 code for a protein of 742 amino acids. The record is from RefSeq and is a predicted model, not a curated record. Gene Ontology annotation, molecular function: DNA-binding transcription factor activity, RNA polymerase II-specific; protein binding. NCBI's taxonomy places the organism in Eukaryota, Metazoa, Chordata, Lepidosauria, Squamata, Anolidae. Gene Ontology annotation, biological process: regulation of transcription by RNA polymerase II. The transcript is spliced from 8 exons. Gene Ontology annotation, cellular component: nucleus.
CCGUCUGGUUGCUGCCUCCUGCAGGAUUCUGGGGUUUGUAGUUUAGGGAGGGGCCUUGAAACGGCUCAGCCAGUGAGGUCCUGGGCCUCCCUGAACUGCAAACCCCAGAAUUCUGCAGAAUUCAUAGUAUGGAAAGUGGAUAGACCCUCUACCAAUGCAGUCCUCUUAGAAUUGGGCUGGGAAAGAUCACUGCUCUAUGUUUCCCUGCGCGAGGCGGGAGGAAGUUGCGCCAAGGAGGCGGGCCUGAAGCGGGGGAGGGACAGCCUAGGGGCCGACGGGACUCAACUGGGAGUGAGAUGCAAGUUAAGGCUUCUCCCUUGAACGGAAUUAAAGGGACAGCGUCCCUCUGCUGUUUUACCGCUCUUUAGAAAUGCAGGCACCCAUAGCAAGGAUGUGGCUGCCUCUCCAAGGCAAACUUUAAAAGGUAUCAUGUGAAAACGAAGGGAGAGAGGCAUGUUGUGUCACUGAGCAGAGGAGGAACGGCGGCCUUGCCUUCUCCGUAGAUCCAGGCCGGUCCCUUCGUGCCUGUUUGGAACCACGUCCCAGAUAAUUCAAGCAUAAUCUGGCAUGGACACUUUUGCGAGCCACAGCUGCCAUCUCCUUCAGCAACUCCAUGAUCAACGAAUUCAAGGACUCCUCUGUGAUUGCAUGUUGGUGGUCAAAAAUGUUUGUUUCAAAGCACAUAAAAAUGUCUUAGCUGCUUUUAGCCAGUACUUCAGGACCCUAUUUCAAAAUUCUUCAGGCCAGAAGAAUGAUGUCUUCCACUUGGAUAUUAUAAAUGUCGGUGGCAUAGGCCAGAUCUUAGACUAUAUGUACACUUCUCAUCUUGACCUCAACCAGGACAAUGUACAAACAUUGCUGGAUAUUGCACAGUGCUUGCAAGUGCAGAAUGUUUUGAACAUGUGUCGCUCAUUCAUGCAGUCCUCCACAGCUGCAGAACAGCCAGCUGCUAUGCCUUGUAACCAUGCCUUUUCGUUGCAAAAUACUGUGGCUCCAAAUAUGAAUUGCGUGAGUGAUAGCACUAAUUUACUGCAUGCAUGUUCGUCAGGUGAGCAACCUUGUAAAAUCUUGGAUGAUCAUAAUCUACAUAAUUCGCAAGCCAUCUCUUCUGAUAAUAUUUCGCAAGCCAUCUCGUCUGAUAAUAUCAACAACAAGAAGCAGGAUUCCAGAGAUGCUGAUUGCACAGGUAUUUCAUUGAAACAGCCUACUUGCCAUUACAAACUUCGCAACUUUUACAGCAAACAGUUCCACAAGCAAAAUAUUUCUCCUGACAGAAAGAAAUCACCAGAACUACCCUCUAAUUGUAGUGCCUCUUCAGAUCAAAACUCAUCUAAGAAUGAUUCAUACACCAUCAGUCAAUCUGAAUGUGUUUUGGAACCAUCUGAUCAUUUACCACCAGUCUUUCUGGCUCAGCCUUUAAAUGAGCAUCCCAGAGAUCAAGAUUUAGAUGGCACCAAACAGAUGAGGCUCAAAAAAGCAGUUCAUCUUGAAAAACUAAGUUUCCUACGGUCUCAGGAGUCUGCAGAAGAAUGUGCUGCACAUAAAACUGCAAGUGAAGACCCUGUAAGGGAAACACAGCCAGAAAGGCAAAGUGGCAUGGAAACGACAAACAUUGAAGCUACUGAACAAACUGAAGUCAGCUCAGAGUGUUUGGAACAAAGUGCUGAGCUUGUAUCAUCUGAGGAGGCUUCUGAGCCAGGUAGCCAGUUACAGAUUUUCCUUUCAGAGAGACAAUAUCCUUGUUCAGUUUGUGGAAAAGCUUUUAAACAUCCAAGCAAUCUGGAACUCCACAUAAGGUCUCAUACAGGUGAGAAGCCAUUUGAAUGUAACAUUUGUGGGAAGUGUUUCUCACAGGCAGGAAAUCUCCAGACUCACUUGCGUCGACAUUCAGGUGAAAAACCAUAUAUUUGUGAAAUCUGUGGGAAAAGAUUUGCUGCAUCUGGUGAUGUCCAGCGCCACAUUAUUAUUCACACUGGAGAAAAACCACAUCUGUGUGACAUUUGUGGUCGAGGUUUUAGUAACUUCAGUAAUUUGAAGGAACAUAAGAAGAACCAUACAGUAGAAAAAGUUUUCACUUGUGAUGAGUGUGGAAAAUCAUUUAAUUUACCACGAAAGUUAGUAAAACACAGAAUUAGACACACUGGAGACAGACCAUACAGUUGCUCUGCUUGUGGAAAAUGUUUUGCAGGAUCUGGUGACUUACGAAGACACAUCCGAACACAUACUGGGGAAAAGCCUUAUAACUGUGAGACCUGUAAUAAAUGCUUCAGUCGUUCAGCUGUCUUACGUCGACACAAAAAAGUCCAUUGUAAAGAUAAUGAAAGUUCAAAUGCUCUAGAUGACUUUACUCAAACAAUGGAAAUCUCAGAUCCCGAGAAGUCCCAGAACUCAGACUCUUUUACACAAGAACUUUCAGUGACUUUGCUACCAGCAUCAAUGAAGUUUCCUGUCCAACCAAAUGGGAAUUCACCUAGUGAAUUGGACAGUUUCUGCAAGGUACAGUCCCUAGUACAACAGAAUGAAUGUGGAAAUCAACAGAAAAUGAAUUUGGAUCCUGUCAAAUACUGCAAAUCUCAGCAAAGACCUAAUCGGACAUGCUCUUAUAAGGAAAUGGACCCAUUAACUGAGGAAGAACCUUUGCUCCAUUCCUCUGUGGGUGACAAUUGUAGUGGUGAACUGAAUAACCGUAUGUCUUCUAUUGAAUGUCGAAAUAACGAUGGCCCAUUCUUCUCUAGUGUCACCCUCUGGGGUUUAGCAAUGAAGACUUUACAGAACGAGAAUGAAUUGGGUCAGUGAGAAGUAGUGCUAAUGCUUUGUCAAUUUUGUACUUGACACGAGAUAUUCCUAAAUGGCUAUUACUAUUACCUUUUAUAAUGAUUAUGAUUAAAUAUUUAUAUAAUACUUUAGAGCAGCGGCUCUCAAACUGUAUUCCACGAAACCUUAGGGUUCCACAAAAGCAUCAAAGAAGUUCUACAAAAAAAUCUUAAAGAGUCAAAUCUAAAAUGGAUUUUAAAAUAAAACCACGUGAGGACAACUA